Scomber japonicus (chub mackerel) is the source of this 561-nucleotide messenger RNA. It is a transcript of the gene cfl1l, whose product is annotated as cofilin 1 (non-muscle), like. The record is from RefSeq and is a predicted model, not a curated record. Gene Ontology annotation, cellular component: actin cortical patch; cytoplasm; actin cytoskeleton. The transcript has 4 exons. Gene Ontology annotation, molecular function: actin filament binding. Gene Ontology annotation, biological process: actin filament fragmentation; cell motility; actin filament severing. Bases 49 to 549 code for a protein of 166 amino acids. NCBI's taxonomy places the organism in Eukaryota, Metazoa, Chordata, Actinopteri, Scombriformes, Scombridae.
CUGCCAUUUCUUCUCUGCUGCCUGUUUCCUCUACACAUCAGAAGCAAAAUGGCGUCUGGAGUGCAAGUCGCUGACCAGGUGAAAGAUGUCUACAAAGAAAUGAAAGUAGUAAAGAGUGAUGCUGAUCAGAAGGAACGUCUACGAUUGGUGAUAUUUGAAAUCAAUGGCCGUUACAUUGAUGUGGAGGAGGGCAAAAUCUUCAGGGAAAAAGAUCUGGAAAACGUGGAUGAUGUCUUCAAGUUCUUCCUGAGUCACCUAGAUCCUAAACAGUGCCGCUACAUGCUGUACGACUGCCACUUCGAGACCAAGGAAUCAAGUAGAAAAGAAGAACUGGUCUUCGUGAUGUGGGCUCCUGACACAGCUGCCAUCAAAGACAAAAUGAACUACGCUAGCUCCAAAGACUCCCUCAAGAAGGCCCUGACUGGCAUCAAACACGAGCUGCAGAUGAAUGACCUUUCAGAUUACGGCGACAGGGACAAUUUUGCAGAGAAAAUGGGGAAAGGUGUAAUCAAAGUCGAGGGCCACCCUGUGAAACCAACUGGGCGCUAAUAAACAAACCCC